CUAGGCUGAGUAUCAUGGACGUUCUUUUCCCUUUCCCGAAUAACAUGAACAAGAGUGUUCUGCCUGUCCUACCCACGCUGACUCAGGAAGAUGUUUCUACCAUCUGGGAAGUUGUAUCAGAUUUUAUCCAACAGCAGUAUUCACUCUCGAAGGGAGUUCAAAUUCCAGAUCUUGGAAUAUUUACUUUUGUAAGACAACGACUGGAAAUAGGAAACAACAAAUUUAUCAUAGCGAAGAGGCCCAUGUUUUUUCUAUCGGAGAAACUAAUACAAAAACAUGGGCUCAAUCAGAACAAAGUCUAUGUUCCUGGUGACAUCCCAGUUGUCCCACUAAACUUUGUUACAAUAACGCUGCAGAGCCCUUUCAACAAAGAUGUGGUAGAAGGCUGCAUAAAAGAGACACUGCAACUGUUAUCACGAUCUAUCUCUAUGCAAAGACACGUCGAGUUCACUUUUAAGGGGAUUGGUGUCCUUGCCAUUAAAGAUGACAAAGUGAAGAUGAAAUUUUUUAAAGACUUCCUUCAUGGUGUAGAUGGCAGCGGAGCUUUGGUGUAUACCCUAGCAAAUAGGCCUUACACGGCAGACUCGGUAAUUUCCAUCACAGAGACUGAUAAGAUGCGUCCCAUCAGCGUCCUUUCCUUUCCAAGGACUGAUAUGAAGGAGAGUGAGAAAAAAUUACCAAUGGAAACUAUUACUGAAGAAGGUGAACAGAGUAAGCCAAGAACAGCACUAAUAAAAGAAAAGUCAGGCAAAAAUCAUGACAGAGCCAUGUUCUCACUAAAGCAAGCUCCAGAAAAAGUUACGCCCACUGCCAAAGAUACCAUCUUAUCUAAGGCAGAGCAGAAAGAAUCUGAGGCAAAGGAAGUAAAAAAAGGAAGGGCCAUUGCACAAAGAGAGAAAUUUCUGAAGGAUAGGAUAGAAGAGAGAAUCUCUUAUAAAAGACAAUUGGAUAUGCAGGUUAAGAAUAAUAAACCUUUCCGGCUGCCUGCCUGGGUGGCAGACUCUGAAGAGCCCAUUUUUGGUAAGGAUGAUGGUUAUGCACUGAUGAUAAGUCACCAGAAAGAACUGGAAUGCCGGAAGCACCAGUUGAAAAGAGCUGCUUCCAGCCAGAGGAAGAGAGUCAUAAAAGGAAUGAUGGACCAACAUCGGGAUAUACAAGCCCUUCAGAAUAUUAGGAAAGAGCUCUUGGAAGAAAGAAGUGUUGAAGCUGACAGAGUGAAAAGCAUCAAUGAAGACUUGCUAGACCACUGGGGAAAGUGUGUCCAGGAGAAGAGGCAGCGUGAGGAAGAAGCAAAGGCUUUUGACAGCGCGACCGACAGGCUCUUCCUCCUGGACCAGUGCGAGAGGUUCCAGCGUUGCCAGCGCUGCCAGCGCAGCCUCGCCAACGACGGCAAGACGCACAUGUGGCCCGCCAACAAGUUCCUGACGGGCUCCCGCGUGUACAUGUAG
Molecule: messenger RNA, 1448 nt
Organism: Sorex fumeus (smoky shrew)
Lineage: Eukaryota; Metazoa; Chordata; Mammalia; Eulipotyphla; Soricidae
Gene: CCDC81
Product: coiled-coil domain containing 81
Exons: 11
Coding region: 15-1448 (477 amino acids)
Cellular component (GO): centrosome
Source: RefSeq, a predicted model, not a curated record